Erythranthe guttata (spotted monkey flower) is the source of this 564-nucleotide messenger RNA. RefSeq names its product complex 1 protein, LYR family protein. Lineage: Eukaryota; Viridiplantae; Streptophyta; Magnoliopsida; Lamiales; Phrymaceae. The record is from RefSeq and is a predicted model, not a curated record.
UCAUUUAAAUAUCCUCGUCGAAGUCGAUCGCGAAAUCGUCUACUGUGUUAAGCAGAUUAACGGUAGGGGGGAAUUCAAUUUGUUGAAUUUGUGCUAAUUAAUUGAUGGUGUACAGAGAAAUGCAGAAGGUGUUAAGAGCGUACGGGGAAGUGCUGAGGUUGGUGCGCCGCCUGCCGGAGGAUUCGAGGCCGUACUACGCCAAGUACGCUCGCGAAAACUUCGUCAACUACAGAGAAGUCGAUCCCGGCGAUUCCGCCGCCGUCGAAGAAUUGCUCGCCCGAACUUACAAGCAUUCUCUCUGGAUCCUCAAUAAGUACUCGGUGGAUGAAUCUGCUGCGGGUAAGCUGAAGGAGAUCUGCUCUGCUUGAUCAGUUUGGCUUCUGCCUACAAACUGUUUGUUUUUAUUCCCCACUGAAAUUCGUUUCUUCUGUUUUGGACUUUUGGGCUUGGAUUUUGCCAACAUUUAAAAUGCUGGGCUUGUUUUGAAUAUUUUCUUUUUGUAGGGUCCAAUGUUAAAUAACCCAUUUUAAUUAUGGGGAGAACCCAUUCGUUUUAUUUUCGUCG